AUGAAAGUCGUUGUCGAAGAGUACAAUCCCCAAUGGGCUGUUCAAUUUCAGAGCAUCAAGUCUGAGCUAGAAGACAUCCUUAGGGGAGUUCGAUAUAUCAGUAUUGAGCAUGUGGGAAGUACUUCAGUACCGGGAUUGGCCGCGAAACCAAUCAUUGACCUCUCUAUCGUCAGUGAGGCAGCAGAUGUGUCCGCAGCGAUUGAAGCCUUGACAUCAAAGGGAGGUUACACAUAUAUGGGAGAGAUGGGAAUCCCCGAUCGACACGCAUUCAGGAAUCUACCAGCACUUCCGCGUCGGAAUUUAUAUCUUUCUGUCAAAGACUGCCACUCCAUCCGAAACCAUCUCGCGGUACGGGAAGUGUGCCAGCGUGAUCCUAAGGUUAGAGACGCAUACGGCAAAGCAAAGUUGACCCUUGCUGAAAGAGACUGGGAGAAUGUUGACGAGUAUUGUGAGGCCAAGAACGACAUUCUAUCCUGGGUGCUGGAGAAAGCGGGAAUGAGUUGCCAGGACCGUAUGAUAGCGAGGCAACUCAACACGACGCAGUGA
This is a messenger RNA of Exophiala spinifera, 546 nucleotides long. RefSeq lists its product as uncharacterized. The transcript has a single exon. The record is from RefSeq and is a predicted model, not a curated record. The coding region runs from base 1 to 546 and encodes 181 amino acids. NCBI's taxonomy places the organism in Eukaryota, Fungi, Ascomycota, Eurotiomycetes, Chaetothyriales, Herpotrichiellaceae.